Messenger RNA from Hemibagrus wyckioides, 2169 nucleotides. RefSeq names its product glycosyltransferase 8 domain containing 1 (gene glt8d1). The record is from RefSeq and is a predicted model, not a curated record. Bases 210 to 1304 code for a protein of 364 amino acids. Gene Ontology annotation, molecular function: glycosyltransferase activity. NCBI's taxonomy places the organism in Eukaryota, Metazoa, Chordata, Actinopteri, Siluriformes, Bagridae. The transcript has 10 exons. Gene Ontology annotation, cellular component: Golgi apparatus.
UCAUGACAUGAUGUCACGAUCUGGGGAAGUUGUGUGUGCGGGAUUGUGUGUGUUUUCCAGAAGAAAAGCGUCGCGUGCUGCUGCAUCGGCUCAGGAUUGCUGAUGUUGAGUUGGCAUUUUGGGUGAAACCCCCCUAAACACAGGGCAAAAGUACAGCUGUAGAUGUGAUGCAGUGUCCUGCUUAAUCUGCAGGGUGAAAAGAAGGCAACAUGACGCUCAGGAGAGUGAAUGUGGUGAUCCUCGUCCUGCUCUCCAUCGCCUUUUUAAUCAUCGUCCAUCGAAAUCUCCUGAAUCUCAGCGACUUCCUGAAGCAAGAUGGUUCAGACGCAGCCCCGGGUGCGAUCCUGCCUUUCGAGAACGGGUUCUUUGCGGAGCGUAAAGUCAGGACCGGAGAGGAGAUCCCGGUGGUGAUCACAGCCUCCGAGGAGAGACUGGGCGCCGCCGUGGCCGCCAUGAACAGCAUCAACCGAAACAGCAAAGCCAACGUGGUUUUCAGCGUCGUGACUCUCAACGAGUCUGUGGAACAUCUCCGGACUUGGUUGAGCAAAACGGACAUCAAGCACAAGAUCAUCACCUUCGAGCCAAAAAUCCUGGAAGGAAAGAUUUCCUCUAAUCCUCCGCAACUGGAUUUGGAAAAACCACUCACUUUUGCCAGGUUCUACAUGCCGAACUUCUUACCCGACACUGAGAAAGCAAUCUACCUGGACGAUGACAUUAUUGUUCAAGGAGACAUCCAGGAACUUUUCGACACCGGUCUGAAGCCUGGCCAUGCAGCCGCUUUUUCAGAAGACUGCGACUCUGCGUCUGCUAAAGCCAUCGUUAGAGGAGCCGGAAACCAGAACAGUUAUAUUGGUUUUCUGGACUUUAAAAAGGAAGCUGUUCGGAAACUGGGAAUGCGAGCAAACACGUGUUCUUUUAAUCCUGGAGUCAUCGUGGCGAACUUAACCGAGUGGAAACACCAAAACGUCACCCAGCAGCUGGAAAUGUGGAUGGAGCGCAAUGUCAAGGAAGGUCUUUACAGCAACAUGCUAGCAGACAGCUUCACUACACCGCCGCUUCUUAUAGUGUUCUACAAGCGCCACUCCAGCAUUGAGCCCAUGUGGCAUGUCAGACAUCUUGGAGCCACCGGAGCUGGAAAUCGCUACUCCUCGCAGUUCAUCAGCGCCGCCAAACUCCUCCACUGGAACGGACAUUAUAAGCCAUGGGGUAGAGCCGCUUCGUACUCCAACAUUUGGGAGAAAUGGUACAUUCCAGAUCCUACCGGUAAAUUCCAUCCAAUCAGAAGACACUCGGAGGACAAGUAACGACAUGAAUCGUGUAAGAAUUACCCAAACUAACACUUUGCACAGAUAUUUCGGUUGGCUAGGACGACCCGAAAUCGUGUACUGAAGAGGAUUUUUCAAUGCUACAGAUCUGAAACCAUAAACUUACGAUUACCUUUCACUGCUUUUCCAGAAUGCCUGGAAUUCUGUAUCCGGUGGUUUUUAAGCAGGUCCACGACUAUUCACUUUUUUUCAAUUGGCAGCAUGCAGUAUAUAAAAACGAGAAUAAAGCAUGACGAGGCUUUAAGUGCGAUGUACAGAUGGAAGUCAGCUGGAAAUCAGAUCAGUGUCUUUAAAUAUACUCAGUAUUCAACUUCUCCUGUUUCCAUUUUGACUUCUGGGCACAGUUACAGUGACUUAAACACUUGACCUGAGCUCGUCAGGUAUUAACGAGGCCCUUUGAGAUGACAAAAACGGUAUCAAAGGCAUACGUUCAGUUUAUCAACACUAACGUCAUGAAUCUUAAAAACAAGCAUAAGACAGAAACACUAAAGUGCUACCUCAAUCCUUAUUGCCUACACUCGAAAGGUCCAUCGUUUUUCAGAUUGCUUUUUACUUUCAUCCAUUUAGUUAAGUAUACGGUUGUGUUGCAGGGGAUUUUUGCGACUUUCCAAGAACCACUUAAUUUAGAUUUUCAUGUAUAUAUAUAUAAUUUUAAAGCAUGUGUUUUUUUUUUCCUUUGUUUGUUUGUCAAAAUGAACUUGAGCACAUUUCACUUCUUGACCAUGAAUCAUUUCCAUUUUAGCCUCACUGUUACUGGUUUGGAAGCGUGCGCCAUCGAAUCUGUACAUAGGAAAGCAAAUAACUCUAUAUUUACUUAUUAAAUAAAGUCUAGUAACAUUGUAAA